Messenger RNA from Dreissena polymorpha, 2062 nucleotides. RefSeq names its product 3-ketoacyl-CoA thiolase, mitochondrial-like. The transcript has 11 exons. Gene Ontology annotation, biological process: fatty acid beta-oxidation. Bases 55 to 1353 code for a protein of 432 amino acids. Gene Ontology annotation, molecular function: acetyl-CoA C-acetyltransferase activity. The record is from RefSeq and is a predicted model, not a curated record. NCBI's taxonomy places the organism in Eukaryota, Metazoa, Mollusca, Bivalvia, Myida, Dreissenidae.
AUCAGUAAUUAAAUUCCAAAUAUAAUUGAUGGUGUAUAACAAAAUCAAAUAUUCAUGAAAGUGAUAAACCAAAUACAUUACAACUUUUAUUUAAAUCGAUUAAAAUGCUGUCAAUCUGACAACGAUCAAUCACAUUCGUACCGAAAAGAAAACAUGGCGCUUGCAAGAAGUGUGUCAGGUGUUUACAUUGUUGCUGCUAAGCGCACAGCCUUUGGUACAUUUGGAGGUAAACUGAAGGAUUUCUCUGCAAACCAUUUGCAGGAAAUAGCAGCCAAAGCAGCUCUAAAUGCCAGCAAAGUUAAUCCAGAACUUGUUGGAUCACUGGUUUUUGGAAAUGUCAUACAGACGUGCACUGAUGCCAUCUACAUGGCCAGACAUGUGGGUCUUAGAUGUGGGGUCCCAGUAGCAGUCCCAGCAUUGACAGUCAACAGGCUCUGUGGUUCAGGAUUCCAGGCAGUGGUCAAUGCUGCCCAGGAGAUGAUGCUUGGAGAGAGCCAGAUAGCCCUGGUGGGAGGCACAGAGAACAUGUCACAGGCCCCGUACGCUGUCAGGAACAUCCGCUUUGGUACUAAACUGGGUGCUGAUCUCCAGAUGGAGGACGUUCUUUGGGCCGGCCUUACAGACUCCCAUACAAAGAUGCCUAUGGCAAUCACUGCUGAGAAUUUGGCUGAAAAGUACAACAUUUCACGAGCAGACUGUGAUGCCUAUGCACUUUCCUCCCAGCAGCGAUGGGCAAAAGCCAAUGAAGCAGGUGUAUUCAAAUCAGAAAUCACACCAAUCGAAGUUAAAGGCAAAAAGGGCAAGGAGAUGUUUGAGGUAGACGAGCACCCUCGGCCCCAGACCAUGCCAGAUGGUCUUGCAAAACUGCCUGCAAUCUUCAAGAAAGACGGCACAGUGACUGCAGGAAAUGCCUCAGGUGUGUGUGAUGGUGCAGCCGCAUUGGUGUUGGCAACAGAGGCUGCUGUGAAGCAACACAAACUCACUCCACUGGCCAGGCUUGUCUCCUAUGGCAUCUCAGGUUGUGACCCCAAGAUCAUGGGUAUUGGACCGGUACCUUCCAGCCAUGCUGCAUUGAAGGCCGCGGGCAAACAGCUCAAACAUAUGGACAUUUGUGAGGUAAAUGAAGCUUUUGCCCCCCAAUACCUGGCUGUAGAGAAGGAACUCGGCCUAGACCGAUCUAUCACCAACAUGAAUGGAGGGGCCAUAGCCCUGGGUCAUCCCCUGGCAGCAUCAGGGGCCAGAAUCACUGGCCACCUUGUACAUGAGUUACAUCGCCAGAAAAAGACGUUUGCACUGGGCUCAGCCUGUAUUGGUGGUGGACAGGGCAUCACUUUGAUCCUAGAGAAGUGCUGAACUAUUCAUUGAUUGCCUUAAUUAAUUUGUUAUUCCAUUAUGUGCCAUGGAGAAAAAACACCAUGGUUUGUGGACUUGUACAUGAAUUGUUAAAUUUAUUAUAUAAACUUUUUAUUGGAUUAGCAAAAUAGCAUGGUGACAUUGAAUUGCUAUAGACAACUGUGUAUGGUCUAUUGAAAUAAAUUACAUCAGAUUAAAGUAAUAACUGUAUUUUCUACACUAUGUAAAUUUGUAGUUAUUAUCAGAUCAACAUGAAAUUAAGGACAUUUAAAAGAAACAGGCAAGUGAUAUUAUCACUGAAACUAUGUUUUCAAAUUGCUUGGCAGGUGUACUUACUUGAAAAUUCUUUGUACCAGUUGCUUCUAACAGGACCAACUUAUUAAAUUAUUGAUAUGGGAUGAUGUUAUAUUUUUUAACUGAUAGUUGGUCAUUUUUUCAGGACAUUGAGAUGUCUAAACCAAUCACUUUACAUUAAGUCAUACAAAUAUCCACAACAAAUGAUUAAGUGUGUAAAUCAUUUGUAUUAUUAUACAAAGACUACAUAAAUUAUAUUUAUUACUGUUACUAUAAGCAUGCAUAUGUAUACAGAUAAUUAAUACAUGUCAUUCAUGAAAGAAGAUAAUUAAGUGUUUAUUGCCAUAAUAGAGUAUUUAUUUUCUCUUGUUGCACUUUCACAUACCUGAGAUGAAAUACAACUUAAAGCCACCUA